AUGCCUCGCAAGCCAGCUCCCGCCUACGUGCUAGGCGUCGGGAUGACCAAGUUCAUCAAGCCACGCGGCAAGGUGGACUACCAUGAACUUGGGUUCGAGGCGGGCAUCAAAGCCAUGCUGGACGCCCAGAUCAACUACGACGAUGUCGACCAGGGCGUCGCCUGCUACUGCUACGGCGAUUCCACCUGCGGCCAGCGCGUCUUCUACCAAUUCGGCAUGACCCAGAUCCCCAUAUACAACGUCAACAACAACUGCUCCACGGGCUCGACCGGUCUAAACAUGGCCAGACAAGCCAUCGCCUACGGUGCCGCCGACUGCGUCCUCGUCAUCGGCUUCGAGAAAAUGUCCCCCGGCAGUCUCCAAGCAUACUUCAACGACCGCGAGAACCCCACUUCCACCACGAACGCCAUGAUGAAGGCCACGCGCGGAAUCACAAAUGCCCCGGGCGCUGCUCAGCUCUUUGGCAACGCCGGUCGCGAGUACAUGGAGAAGUACGGCGCAAAGGCUGAAGACUUUGCCGAGAUUGCCCGUGUCAACCACGAGCACAGCAAGAGGAACCCGUACUCGCAGUUCAAGGAUGAAUACACGCUCGAACAAAUCAUGAAAUCCCCCAUGAUCCACCCUCCCUUGACAAAGCUCCAGUGCUGCCCGACCUCGGACGGCGGCGCCGCCGUGGUGGUCGUCUCCCAGGAGUUCCUCGACAAGCGACCUCACCUCAAGUCCCAGGCCGUCUUGAUCGCCGGCCAACAGCUCGCCACCGACUCGCCAGAUCUGUUCAGCCGCUCCAGCAUGGAUCUCGUCGGAUAUCAAAUGUCCGUCUUCGCCGGCAAACGCGCACUGGAUGAGGCAGGCAUUACCCCCAACGAUGUCCAAGUUGUCGAGGUGCACGACUGCUUCAGCGCCAACGAGAUGUGCGUGAUUGAUGCUCUGGGACUGUGCCCCAAGGGUAAAGCCCACGAGCUCGUUCGGAACGGCGACAUCACCUAUGGAGGAAAAUAUGUCAUCAACCCUUCUGGAGGUCUCAUUUCCAAGGGUCACCCGCUAGGAGCCACCGGCCUCGCCCAAUGCGCCGAAUUGACAUGGCACCUGCGCGGCUGGGCCAACAACCGGCUCGUCAAGGACACCAAGUACUGCCUACAACACAACCUGGGGCUGGGCGGCGCCGUCGUCGUGACCGUCUACAAGCGCGCCGACGGCAAGGCGGCCUCCCCGGUCUCGGACGAAGCAGUAGGCCGCCUCAACGGCCUGGGAUACAACCCGGCCACCGAGGCCAAGGGCUUCACGACCGAGCAGGUUCGAAGGACCGUCAGCCAGAAGCAGUUUUCGGAUUGGGCCGUGCAGGAUGUGCAGAGCAAAGUCCAGGCCCGGUUUUAA
Messenger RNA from Fonsecaea multimorphosa CBS 102226, 1374 nucleotides. RefSeq lists its product as uncharacterized. The transcript has 2 exons. The record is from RefSeq and is a predicted model, not a curated record. Gene Ontology annotation, molecular function: acyltransferase activity, transferring groups other than amino-acyl groups. Lineage: Eukaryota; Fungi; Ascomycota; Eurotiomycetes; Chaetothyriales; Herpotrichiellaceae. The coding region runs from base 1 to 1374 and encodes 457 amino acids.